Eurytemora carolleeae is the source of this 3386-nucleotide messenger RNA. RefSeq names its product zinc finger protein 571. The record is from RefSeq and is a predicted model, not a curated record. Bases 136 to 2346 code for a protein of 736 amino acids. Gene Ontology annotation, molecular function: DNA-binding transcription factor activity, RNA polymerase II-specific; RNA polymerase II cis-regulatory region sequence-specific DNA binding. Gene Ontology annotation, cellular component: nucleus. Lineage: Eukaryota; Metazoa; Arthropoda; Copepoda; Calanoida; Temoridae. The transcript is spliced from 10 exons. Gene Ontology annotation, biological process: regulation of transcription by RNA polymerase II.
AAGUGUAGAGUGAUAACAGUAUAGUUUAUUUCAGACCUGCGUGAAGUAUUGAUGCUAGGUUGAAUGGACCCAUGAAGGACCUUGGCGUUCUUACCGUGCUGAGCUCUGCACUCCCAACCUGGAGCUCCAAACCUGAUGGAGUUUUCCAAUUUCUACAACAUCAAGACGGAGCAGGUGGGAGCCUGGAAUCCGCCCCCCGGACCUCACGCGCCUGAACGGCAGAAGGUCAACCCAUUCAUGCAAGCUUGGGCUGUUGCUAGUAUUUCAGGAAUGGUAGCAUCUACAACUCCUGCUGCACACUCAGAAUCCAUUAAAGAAGACGACGCAAGAAGCGCGACUAUUACCGCUAGUACAGCUCUAGUGACAGGUCGUCAAGUGGUUGCCAGUGUUCAAAGCCUCCAGGGUUAUAAUCACGUCCAGUCUAUGAUCCCUCUGGAGAAUCAUCAAAACUCUCAGCACGAAGUGCACGAACAAGGUAAUGCGCAUUCGCAGUCCGAAAUGAUAGAAAAUCCCGGACACACUACUCCAGUACCUUCUCCUCAUCAGAUACACUCUCAACCCACCAACGAUACAGCUUUUCCUGGUGGACAGCUCCGCCACAACUACAGUAUUCACCAACAACCUCAACAUCAUCAAUCUCAUCUCCUCUCCGCCCUCUCUCACCAACAACCUAAACAGGAGAAGGAUAUAAAGAACUCUCAGGAAUACCACAGCGACGGCCAGGUUGACCGCAACAGUCGUGGAGAGAAGGUAGAACGUGUGUACGAGUGUCCUGACUGCGACAAAGCCUUUACUCGUGAAGAGCAUCUAAAGAGACACAGCAGGCUGCACACCGACGAUCCUGUUCAUCGGUGCGAGGUGGUUGGGUGCACCAAGUCCUAUACACGGAAGGAGAGGCUUACUAGACACUACAAGGUUGCACAUUUGGGACAACAGCCAGAGCGUCCGUUCUGGUGCUCCGAGUGCGGAAAGGAUUUCCAGAGAAAAGAACACCUUCAACGCCAUCAGAGAAACAUUCACGGGGUGGCGCAAUUGGGUGUACAGCCUCCGAAGCGGCCUCACUGGUGCCCUGACUGUGGAAAAGAUUUCUUAAGAAAGGAACAUCUUCAACGCCAUCAGAAGAAUAUUCACAGGCCGGGAGGACCUCACCCUGCAGGAUCUGGACCUCCUAUAGUUCAACAUCCUCCCCAACCCACUCAUCACGUUCAACAACAGCAACAUCAACAACAACAACAACAACAGCAGAACAUGUCGCACACAAACAACUCCAAUGGCGGGGGUAGCGGAAGCGGGACCUUGCUCCACUGCACCUACGAGGGGUGUCCGAAGACGUACAGUCGUCGCGAGCAUCUGAAUCGUCAUAUUAAGAUGCAUAUGGGGAUUCAACCUGACAGGCCCCCUGCACCCAGGCCAUACUACUGUUUGGAUUGUGGGAAAACAUUUACAAGAAAAGAGCAUUUGCUUCGACACAAGAGAUCCCACACUGGGGAGACGCCCUAUCCAUGCCCCGGAGAAAAUUGUUCCAAGCAGUUCGCGCGUAAAGAGCACCUGAAGAGACACGUGCGCGUACACACUGGAGAGCAUCCCUACCCUUGUUCCGAGUGCGGGCGGUCCUUUGGGCGCCGGGAACGUCUGAUAAAGCAUCUGAAAUCGCAUGGAAUUGGUGGAAACGUUCCUCCAAUUCACAAGAUGGAGUUUAAGAAGGAACCGGAGAACGAUAUGCAGAUGGGUAGCCAUGGAGUAUUCGGAGAUCAAACAGCCCAGCUCCUCAAUAUGAUUGCUAAGAAAGGUCCUCUCAGUCCUGAGCAGCUAGGGAUGGUUCCCCAGCAAGGGAUGAACCUGGACCCUGAGGUUGCCAAGGCGCUCAAAAACCCAGAAAUUGUCCGUGCUUUUAACAACCCAGAAGUGGUGAAAGCAUUCGCGCUUGGCUCCCCACCCAAGAUGGCUUCUAACACUACUACAACUACAGCCGUAAUGUCCAACAUCCAAGCCUCGCAGGCCGUGACUAGCCGAGGAGUUGAUAUAACCUGCACACCCUCUGUUCCUCACGAGCUGGCAAAACUACCCCCUGGCUUCUCAAUAUUCCCCGUUGUGCCUACCUCGAUCCAGGAGAAAAAUCCGCAAAUGAUUGAUCAACCUCAGGUGGUUACAACGGUAUCUAGUGGAUACUAUCAGAAUCAAGGACACCCAUCCCACCCACAUCUGAAGCCUGGAGAGCUAGCAACUCUACCCAUGUCCUGGGCUGGCUGGCCAGUACAAAGCAUGAAUAUCAGGUCUCCAGCCAAACUUGAACCGGCAGAGAGCAAACACUGGGAGUCUGCAUAUUUUCGAUCUCCUUUCUCAUGAACCUAGAUCUUAAAUAUGAUCCUGUAAACUAACCUACCUAGAGAAUUCUCCAGUAUUCUUCCCUUCAAUCCAUCCCUUAACUCUCCAGUAUUCUCCAGACCUGAUAUUUCUCUGCCUGCCAUACCUGCUCUUUAACCUCGUGGGUUCAGCAGUAUCUUGAGUAACUGCGUGUAUUCCAAGAACCAGGAUAUUUUAUGACACUUGUCUCGGGUGAAAUCGUUAACAGAUCUAAUAAGUGAGAAAAUAAAUAUUCAUAAACUUAUGAAUAAAAGUGAAAUCGUCCUCUAUGAUAUUGACUCUUUGCAAAGAACUAUUCUAAAAAAAACUCAAAUUCGUUCGAAAAAAAGUUAUGACUUGGCGUUCACCGCGCUAUCAUAAAAUUGACAGUAACAGCCUGAAAUAUUUAGUUCAACAUAAACAAACUUGUAUUAGGUGUUCCUAGUUUAAAUCUAUGCAGUAUGCUCGUAUCUUGUAAACACUAUCCCUUCAAGAGCGAUACAAAGAUCUGAUCUAAGAUCUUAACCAGUAGGAGGGGAAGGAUGGUACCAAACCUUAUUGAUAUUUAUUAAUUAGAUAGAUCUUUCUAUCUUCAUUCUCUUAUCAAUGUAAUAUAUACUAUUAAUAUUCUCAAAAACCAAAAAAUGUAAAUAUAUUCCGUAGAUAUUUAGACCUAACUGAAAUGCAAAAAUAUCCCUGAAUGCCGACAGUAUGUUAAGCCAUUAUGGUCUUACGCUCAGGUUUUAUUUCCAGUUUAAAUUAUGUUCGUAGGUAUACUCAUUCUACCUAUACAUACAUUAUACAAUACAUAGAUUUGUCCAAACAUCACUGUUAGUUGUGCGGAAUAAUUAUCUUGAUUUUUCAUCAUUAUUAAUUCGUUUAAAUAUAGUUAAGAAUAAACGUACUGCAGCUGUAAGCUAUCCUAUGAAUGAGAGAGGAAUGGUUUAUAUUGACACUAAUAUGAAAAUGUAAUAUAAUACUCGUUUAUUUUCUGAUCUCACAUCAGAGGCAUUCAUGUAUAAAAUAAAUAUUUUUCUCAUUAA